AGGAACGCUGGAGCCAACACAAGUCCGAAGUGUUCGACAGUUCACCAUUGAAAAUAAUCGCAGAGGAGAUGGCAGCCUGACACAGCCAAUUGCUUGAGUGUGCGAGCGAGACGAUCGAGGGCAGAUAGCGUGUAUGCGAUACAAUUUUAGCUCCAGAAAGCCAAAUAAAAUGAUCAGAAAUUAUCAGAAUUUAUGCCGUUUGUUACUUUGGGGCAGCCAGUGCCCCAGUGUUGGGAUCACAUUCAAAAGAACAAUGGCUUCAAGCGACUGUGAAAAUUUUGUGCGCGAUGGAAAGAAGAUUAUUGGCGCCGCUGUUAAUUAUCAUGACUUUUUGAAAAAAAAUAAUGUGCCUGCUCCUGAAAAUCCUGUUAUGUUUCUGAAGCCGACGUCUUCCUACAUUGUCGAAGGGCAGGAUAUAAUAAUCCCAAAAGUUUUCACCAGAGUAGCACACGAGGUUGAACUGGGAGUGAUUAUUAACAGAAAGUGCAAAGAUGUGAGCAAGCAGGACGCCAUGAGCUAUGUCGGAGGAUAUUGUUUAGCAUUGGACAUGACUGCUCAGUGUGAAUUGGGUGUCGCUCGUCCCAAAGGACUCCCAUGGUGUAUGGGCAAAGGAUUUGAUACAUCCACUCCAGUGUCGCGAUUCAUUCGACUCAGAGAAAUAAAAGAUCCACACAAUUUGCGCCUAUGGCUCAAGGUGAAUAAUGAAACCCGCCAAGACGGAAAUACUUCGGACCUUAUUUUCAAUGUUCCGGAAUUAAUUGAAUACACAUCGAAAUACAUGACCUUGGAACCAAAUGAUUUGAUAUUAACCGGCACACCGGUUGGCGCAAACCCUGUUAGUGCUGGAGACGUUAUCGAGUGCGGAUUGGGUGAUGUUGUUUCUAUGAAGUUUAAUGUAAAAGGAGCUUAGGAAAAGUGAAAAGUAUAAAAAUGAUUAAAUAGCUUU
Molecule: messenger RNA, 946 nt
Organism: Hermetia illucens (black soldier fly)
Lineage: Eukaryota; Metazoa; Arthropoda; Insecta; Diptera; Stratiomyidae
Product: acylpyruvase FAHD1, mitochondrial
Exons: 5
Coding region: 134-910 (258 amino acids)
Cellular component (GO): mitochondrion
Molecular function (GO): acetylpyruvate hydrolase activity
Source: RefSeq, a predicted model, not a curated record